Messenger RNA from Loxodonta africana (African savanna elephant), 12130 nucleotides. It is a transcript of the gene TIGD4, whose product is annotated as tigger transposable element derived 4. Lineage: Eukaryota; Metazoa; Chordata; Mammalia; Proboscidea; Elephantidae. The coding region runs from base 9632 to 11170 and encodes 512 amino acids. The record is from RefSeq and is a predicted model, not a curated record. The transcript has 2 exons. Gene Ontology annotation, cellular component: nucleus. Gene Ontology annotation, molecular function: DNA binding.
GCAACUGCAGCUGUCACAGUCUCACACUGACCAACCGCCGAGGACACUCGGGCCGGCAGCCUCUCCAGCCGGCCUCUACAGCCCGCACACAGAGCGGCGGAGGCGGAAGUGAGGAGACCGGAAGUAGCGUUGUCCUCGGCCCUGGACGGCCUCUCUGUCUCUCAAUCUGGCCUGACCCGGCCACGUCUCGAUGGUGCCGGCGGCACCACCCACGAGGCCCCCCCUUGGCCUCUAUCCCGGAGGCUGGCCCCGCCCCCCCGCGGCGGCCCUAGCAACCACAUCCGGGGCUCUGCCGGUGCGGUUGCCCGGGUAGUUUUCUGACCGCAGCCGAAUUGUAGACUACUUUGCGCGUCUCGAUCGAGGCACCUGCUGGAGCGAGAAGCUUGCAGAAGAGCGCGCCAGCCUGGUGUUGGAUGGUCGGAGGUCUCCAGGAGUCCUCAGCAUCCCUGUUCUCUCACACACCCCUGGCCUCACGUAUUAGGCGUCCCCCCAACAGACGGUGAGCUGGUGCGGGAGGGUGAAGGUGGACGUAGCUCAUGCCCACGCAGACUUCAGGAGAGCCAAAUCUUCUGUCUCAGCCACCGGAGAGCACGAAGAAGGUUAUUCCAGCCCCGCUGGGGGGGAGGGGGUGGAGGAAUGCGGGAUAGGGGAGCAGACAGGAUUCGGGCGCCCCACCCUCGCUUCCUCAGCGCCUGGAGAGCCCCCCCCCCGCCGGUUACGUCACGCACUCGCACCCCCUUCAAGGAGACCAGACCCGCACACCUGGCAUUCUGAAGCUCUUUUACUUGCUCUGCCUUUUUCUGCCCUACUCGCUCUCUCACUGACACUGGAUCUCUGAUACUUUUCAUUCCUGCGCCUCCUUCCUUUCUUUUUACAGAUCACCGAGCUCUGCUUUCCAUGCGGGUCCCGUUACUUCUUACGUAGAUCACUGUCCUGUCUACAAAAACCACUGACCAACCGCUUCUCUCAGAACCUGCUGUAGUUUCCUAAGUCGAGGCCCCAGCUGGUACUUCGAAAACUCUUCCCUCCCCAGCACCGAAUGGAAGGAAAGUAUGGUCCCGCAGUGGUGCUAGACAUACCUGAAGCUGAUUUACAUACAAAACAUCCUUUUGGCCUAUCCGCUUACAUCUCCCUUCCAGCUGCCUUUUGUGACUCCUCUUCCUUUGGCAGUCUUGAAUGUUUGUUUUUACUCCUAUUUCACAGAAAUGUGAAUGGUAACUUAGUGCAUAUGGUGGGAUUUACCCUCUUUAGACAGGAGUUCUCACAUGCCUUUCUUUACCUGACACAUUAGCUCACAAGACAUUUUUUAAUGACUAAACGCCUAAAGACAGAACUCUGCCUCUACACAUUUCCAGGGAAUUCAGCUUCAAUAUAGUUAGUUAAAAGUAUAUCCCUGUACAGAUAUCUAUCCCCUUAUCCAUGAAGAGCAAAUAUCUAUGACAUCAUAAAAUGUUUCAAAAGUAAAUUCUAAGAUCUACCAAGACCUGCAGGAUGAGUGCGAUACCUCCCUUAAAAAAGGAGUACUGAAACCCCCAAACAUAAAUCUGUGUGUCAAGGGCCCUUAUCUUAAAUGGCUCUGUCCUUAACAAAAGAAAACAACAAAUACAUGUGCCAACUCACUCAAAUGGCAACUUCUGCUCUUCAGUUUACUGUGGAUUUUUCUGUUCAAAGCUGUUGUGUUGGUGUUGAAUCAAUCAAUCUUCUUAAUUUUAGGAAAAGGAUUCAAAUCUAGAAUAAUUACUGCUCUUACUGUAUAAGAAUAGAACUCCACAGCUGAGUACGAGUGUUAUCCUUAGGGUUUCGGAAGGCAAGCAGUAAGAGUUGGCUAGUGAGAGGUGACACAAUGCUCAGCGGUGCUUGAAUGAUGUGAACAAUGAGUAUUUAACUGUUUGACCUGCCUGGUGCCUUGAGGAUUCCUGUUAGCUGUCCCUGGGUUUUGGGAAGUUUAGCUUCACUUAAGUUUCUCGGUUAAGCCUGUUAGAUGCAGAAGUGUUUCUUCUAUUAUUAGAAAGGUAGAUAGUUGCUUUAGAUAUUCAUCCCUAGCUGAAUAGUUUCCUUGGCAGCUAUAACUGCUGAUAGAUUUGAUAGAGGAUUCUGAUGGACUUGGAACCACUUGGAGCUUAUGCUAACUUUGGCUUGGUGAAAAUGCUACUAAUCCUGUGAGGUACUCUUUCAGUCCAGUGCUGCUGUGGUACUGUGCAUCAUCAUCUUCAUACAUGGUAGACUGUGCAAGGCUACACAGAAUUAAUCUCAUGAUUUCUACUGCCCCAAGGGAAAUUAGAAUGCAGACUAGUUGGAAGAACACCCUGACAGCUACUUCAGAUGGUGCUGAUGGAAAAUAAUGAAAGCCUGUGCAUCCUUUGGGUUAAAGGAAGCAGCAGCUAGUGUUCUUUGGAUCUGGGGAAAAAUUUUCACAUUAGCAGAAAGACCUGAUUUUAAACCUAAUCCUAAUUAGCAGGACACUUUAUUUCUUUUCCAUUUUCUUUCUUGCCUUCUCCCCCCCUACCCCUUUGCCCUAGAGCUUGGGGAAUUCUGCCUGCCCAUUCUUUUUAGGAAGAAUGAAAGAUUACUCCUUCCCUCACAGUUGGCAUUUAUGUUCGAGGAAGUGAGAAGAAAGGGAAUAGCCACCUGCCAUACAUGCUGGUGACGUUGGGGAUUAUCUAUUAAUUCCCCUUUUCAUGGAUAUUGGCUAUUUACUCAGCUUUCAAAAAACCAGGUACUGUUUAUUCACUCGGCUAGUAGCUGUUUUGUUAUUUAGUGACCAGGAGGGAAAGGCAGCAACAAGUUAAAGGAUAUUGUUUUUAUUCCUUUUUGGAUGGAUUAGAUGUCCACGUGGCUUUAGGUAUUGAACAUUAUAUGUGUUUAUCAAUGAUGUUUUCUGAAGCGAAAGGAAAAUGUACUACUACUUUCAUAUCUUCUCUGAGGGGAUUCUCGUGAUGCCUCAAAAAUUUCAUCACUCUUUAUUGGCAACUCCCUUUUCAUGGAGAGAUAUUUACGUUACUGAUUGCACAGUGUAAUCCUCUGGAAACAAACCUUUUAUUAGAGGAUGCUGAUUAACGCAAGAUUUGAAGAAGCCCAGGAAAAGUUAGGUACAAAAUCGAUGUGUAAGGACUUUUUACAUUAAAAAAAAAAAAUUAUAGUAGAUGCGUGGGCAGCCUCAUUCAGUUAUGCAUAGACUAUAUUUGCAUCAAAAAAAAAAAAAACCCUGGAGCCCUGGUGGUGCAGUGGUUAAGAGCUACAGCUGCUAACCAAAAGGUCGGUAGUUCACAUCUACCAGCUGCUCCUUGGAAACCUUAUUGGGCAGUUCUACCCUGUACUACAAGGUUGCUGGGAGACAGAAUAGACACGACGGCAACAGGUUUGUUUUUUUUGUUUGUUUUACACUUGCGUGCUUGAUGAACUGUGUCAUUAGACUGUGAGUUUCACUUAUUUCUAAAUGCAGUAGAAUUCUCUUAUGCAUUUAUUAUGGUAACUGGGGAAAGCUGCUCACAUGACCUUGUUACUCCCCCACACAAAAACCUUGAGUGGCGUUUGUGGCCUACUGAAUGAAGUCCAAUUUCUUUUCCUGGCAUUCAAAGUUCACCAAGGUCUUGCCCCAGUCUCCUUUCUGGUGUAUAGUCAACUAAAUAAACAGUCUUCCUUUCUCUGUGUACGUAUAUGUAUGUGUGUAGCUUAAAUUACACAGAGCUGCUUAAUAUGCUCAAAAAAAAAAAAAAUAUGCUUCAAACUGACCUGUAAUUUCCCGCCUUCGUGUUAUUACUCUCUGUUCCUAUCAGCUGAAAUGUUUUCCUAUGCUCCUUAUCUAUAAAUAGCUACCCACCCUUUGGGUUAGCUCAGAUGCUACUUUCUUCAUGAACUCAUCCUUUAUCCUCCCUGUGAGAAUUAAUUUUUACCUCCUCUUUGAUCCCAUAGCACUUGAUUUGAGCCUCCAUUUUAGUCUGCCUUAUACGACUGUGUGUGCAUAUCAGUUUCCCAUGAUAAAUAAGAUUCUUGCGGGAAGGGUGCUGAACUUUGGACUUAUUUAUUCAUAGCACCAGGAAACUGUCUAACUUUGCUUAAGUUAUAGAAAUAUAUUGUCUACUGCACACCAGGCAAACUCCAGAAUACCAAGAACUGCUGAUACUUAGGGUAACAGUACCAGGCAGGAUUAAGUAGACGUAGUUAUUUCUGUCUGUCUGUGGAAGAUAAUGCGUGAAUGUUUUCUUAAGUUCAGAAAGUGGCUGAUUCCCUGCAGGGGGCUGUUAACCACUGAUAAAAGGAGAACAACUUAUUACCACCCCCCAGAUAUUCUGAAUGGGAAAAAUAAUUUUUUUAUAUUCUUUGAUAUGAUAUUCUGAAUGAUUUUUACAACCUGGUACGAAAGUAGAACAUGAGAGUUCUAGAAGUUGAAUUUAUUAUGCAUAAUUCCAUUACCUAGAGGAAACACUCAACAUUUGGUCAAUGUAUUUUUUUCAAUGCAUAGAUAUAGAUUUCAUUAACUGAUUUAACAAGUUCUUGUUGAGAACGUACUGUUUGCUGGGCAGUAAGCACUGUAGGGAGCCCAGAUGGCAUAGUGGUUAAGAGCUUGGCUACUAUCCAAAAGGUCAGCAGUUCAAAUCCACCAGCUGCUCCUUGGAAACCCUAUGAGGCAGUUGUACUCUGUCUUAUAGGGUCACUAUGAGUUGGAAUUGCUAUGAGUCAGAAUCAACUCGACAGCAGUGGGUAUGGUUUUUGGUGUGAAAGUACUGUGGGAAUAGCCAGGAACAGUGCAGACAUGGCCUCUUUUCUCUCAGAGCUGACAAUAUAUGUUGUAUUUGUUGGCAUACCAUUUUGUAUUUUGCUUUUUUCACUUAAUAUAUCAUGGAAUUUUCCUCAUAUUGGUAAAUAUUCUUCUGUAAUGGCUCAGUAGUAUUUUGGAAUAUAAUAUAUAAAAAAAAUAUAGAUAUCACUUAAUUUAUUUAACCAAUUCUUUUAUGUUAUACAUUUAGGAUUUAGGUUACUUCAAGUUUUGUCUAUGGUAAACAACAGUGCAAGCUCUUGUGUGGUAGACUGAAUUCUAAAAUGACCUCAAUGACCAUCACCUUGUUAUAAUUCUCUCCCCUGAAAAUAUGUGGAAUAUCACUUCCAUGGGUAUGUUACAUGCCAAAGGGGUUUUGCAGAUAUAAUUAAGUUCACUAAUUAGUUGACUUUGAGUUAAACGAAAGGGAGAUUAUCUGGUGGGCCCAGCCUAAUCACACGAGUCCUUUAAGAGCAGAGAGCUUUCUCCUGCUGGUGGCAGCAGAGGAAGUCAGAGAGAUUCGAAGGUUCUCCGUUGCUGAAAUGAUGGGGUUCACGGGGCAAGGACCGGAGGGUGGCCUCUAGGAGCUGAGAAUGAUCCCCAGCUGACAUCCAGCAAAUAAACUGGGACCUCAGUCCUACAACGGCAAGGAACUGAAUUCUGCAGACAACCCAGAUGAGCUUGGAAGUGGAUUUUUCCCCAGAGCCUCCACAUAAGAGCCCAGCCCAGUCUUGAUUUUGGCCUUGUGAGACCCUAAGCAGAGGACCCAGUAGGGUCUUUCUGGACUUCUAACCUACAGAACUAUGAGAUGAUAAAUGAGCAUUGUUUUAAGCUGUAGUACAGCCAGAGUGCUCCUCAGAAGCAAGAAUGGCAAGACUAUGUCUCACAAACUUUGGACAUAUUAUCAGGAGGGACCAGUCCCUGGAGGACAUCAUGCUUAGUAAGGUAGAGGGUCAGCGAAAGAGAGGAAAACUCCCAAUGAGAUGGAUUGACACAGUGUCUACAACAGCGGACUAAAACAUAGCAACAAUUGUAAGGAUGGUGCGGGACUCAGCAAUGUUUCGUUGUGUUGUACAUAAAAAAAAUUUUUUUUUUUUUAGGUCACUAUAAAUCAGAAACAGCUCAACAGCUUCUAACAACAAGUGUGUAAUAAUUUGUUACACAGCGAUACAGAAUUAAUAUACUUGUAAGCUAAACUAGUUUUACAUCAAUAUUCUUUCAGGAUAAAAUCUUAGAUAUAGACUUGCUGGAUAAAAAAUUAUACACAUUUUUAAGGUUUUUGUACCAUUUUGUUAAUUUGCCCCCACCUAGAAGCUUCGUACCAAUUUGUGUGCCAACUAACAAUCUGUGUUACUGUACCCUGGCAAACAUAGAUUCUGUAUGUCCCCCUUUUGGGCCAUUCUGGGAAAAAAAAAAAAGGAUCUCCCUUUUUAAAAGAAGAUUUACAUUUCUCUUAUUACUAGUAGGGUUGACCAUUGCUUUCUUUAUUUGGGGUUGAAUUGGUAAGUCUUCUGGUGAAUCAUCUAUUUUUAUUAUUUGGCUGGCUUUACUGUUAACCUAAGAGAAGAUAUUCUCUGACACGUAGUACAGCUUUUCUCUGCUGUAAUGUUUUAAAGGAAUAGAAUGGUGAAUGAGCUUAAUAGAAAGAAUGAAUACUUCUGAAAAUUACUAGCUGCUACCAUUACUCCUUGGGGGGCUGGAGGGGGACCCCCAGACAUUACCCCCUGGAGUAUGGAGAAUAUUAGCUUCAUUAUUUACAUGGUAUUAGUACCUUAUUUUUUUCUAAGGAAAAAGUCUAACUUGUCUGGUCUUGCAUUAGAAGUGUUAUUAUUUCAGGAGUAAAGAUACAUUGGAUCUUUUCACAGAAAAUUGUAGCUUACUGUUUUAGAAAGAAAUACAUAUUGUUAUCACUCAGGGGAUAAAUAAAGAUAUCACUAUUUUUAAUUUGAUCAAGAUAAUCAGUAAUCUUUGAUUAUGAAUAUUAAAUUACCUUAAUUGGGAUGAGGCAGGGGAGGAAAUUCAAGUUAACUUUUUCUGUAAUUCUUUUCAUUUGAGAUGAUGGAAUUUAUUUUUGACAAAUAAAAUUCGAUUGAAGGAAGAUAAGGAGAGAGGAAAGGAGGGAAAAGGGAAAGAAGAAGUUGAGUAGAUUGCCUUUUCCUCUUGGAGAUAGUUUUGGUUGGUUUUGUCUUUUCUUGAAAAAAUGAUUCUUAUUAACUCUUAAUUUCUGAAGGUUGAUUUCUUCCUAAUAAGAACAAGAUUUUAGAGUUUUUUUAUUUUGAAAAAAGGCCCAGAUUUAUAGGAAAUCACAAGAAAAAAUGUACAGGGAGGUCCCUUGUAUGAGCAAGAUUUUUUUUUUUUUUUUGGUCGUUGAAUUGCUAAAUCUUGCUUAGAAGGGUCAGAUCUCCUGAACAGUUGUAUGUGGCUGCAGUUUGUGGUCACAGAAUUCAUAAUGGUCUGUUCUGCAGUAGAGACCUGAAGUUGCUUUCUUUUUCAUUUCUUUUUUUGUUGUUGGUAACGUUUGGAAUGGCAUUGAAAGUGCCGACUCAGCUUAUUGCUGGGACAUAGAAAGUGUAACUGUGGUCAGAGGAGGCCCUGCCAGUGCGACUCAGGGACAUGGUAAUAGAGUGAAAAGAACGGUAGACUUGACAUUAGAACGCCUGAGUCCCAGAUUGCACUCUGCCACACCAUAACUGUGUGACCACUGAGAUCCAGUCUUACCUACCUCCUUGGUUUGUUUGGAAUACUGGUAGUAAAGCAGUUUGCACACUAAAGCCCUGGGCCAUCAUUAUUAUUACUAAGGUCUUCUUUGCGACAACAGCAACAAAAAACCCCUUACUUGUAGUAAUUCUUAUGAUAAAAAUUACUGCUUUGAGUUGGACAAAAAAGGCAGAGGACUUUUGUCCAAAAGCCCCCCCUUACCGUGUCCAUGUCAUCUGGGAAAUGUGGGAGGACAGAGGGAAGAACUUAAGGAAUGGAGUGCCCCACUACCUCACUAGCAACACCACCAGCUCAUCCAGUUAGCCUGUUGUUAUCUCACCCAUUGGGGCACUGUGACUGUCUCACAGGACUAUUUUGCUUAAGAAGAGCCCUCUUUUCAAUAUAUAUUUAAGAUGGGAUUUUUGCCUCUAUUGCAAGUGGGAUUUAAUCAAACCCCUUAAUUGUAAAUUCACACAGCCAAAGAUAAUAACAAUGAGAUCAUCAACAUGUAUCUAUUGAACACUUUAGUGAAGUGUUGAGUCCUGUGUUGAGGCAGUGGGGGUUCACUGGUAGAAUUCACAUGUGUAGCCACCACCUGCCUGUCAGUGGAAGCUUGUGUGUUGCUAUGAUGCUGAACAGGUUUCAGUGGUGCUUCCAGACUAAGAUGGACUAGGCAGAAAGGCCUGGUGAUUUACCUCUGAAAAUCGGCCAAUGGAAACCCCAUGGUUUACAAUGGUCCAACCUGCAACUGAUCAUGGAGACGGUGUAAGACCAGCCAGCAUUUUAGUCAGUUGUGCACGGGGUCAUCCAUGAGCCGGCGUGACUUGCUGGUGGGUAACAGUAACAAAUACUGUGCCAAGUACUUUACACUCACGUCGUUGGAUCUCACUGAAUGUGAAACAACCCUAUGAGGUAGGUGAUACCCUCAUUUUAUGAUAAGGAAACUGAGGCUUCCAAUGGUUAAGUGAACUGCCCAGAGUCACAUACGUACUAAAUGGUCUCGAUUCCGGUCUGUCUAGUGCCAAAGCUUGUAUUUCACGCUGUGGUAGAGCCUUUAUGUUAAUAAGAAAGUAGAGGCCCUGAGAGGUUAGGACCUGUGGUUAUUCUCCUUCUCACUCUUAGUCUAGGUCUUUUUCUGUAUUAUAUUCUCAUUACAAUUUGUCUAUUCUGUACAUUUUAUGAAGUAUUCCUGGCCUUCGUGCAUGUGGCUGAUGUGUCAAAUGAUAGCAAAAGUUACUGGUUUUUUUAAGCAUUUGAUAAAAUGAGGUCUAGAGUUUUUUAAUGGAAUUAUCAAUUACUUGAUUGGAUUUUUUUAGUGAAGCAUUUUCUCCCAGACGCCUACAAAGGAGACACUGUCUCCCAUGUGGUAUUAAAAGUUGGACCUUGUGACUACUGACUGUUUUUCUUUUAGAGAAGCCAGAGGGGGCAGUCUGUGACUUCAUGUAAAAAAUAGCCACCAAGGAUCUAUCCAGCAUCAUUUUUAGUUCUUUAAUUUUGGUAAGCCCAUAUUUUCAAAACAGAUUAAAUUUGUCUGAUUUAUUUCAGAAGUAUAUAUUACAAAGCAUUCAAAGGCAAGUGAGAAUUCAAAUGCACACAGCAGAGCUAGAGAGCUUUUUACAGAGAGGCACUUCAGGAGAGACAGAAGAUACAUCCUAAAAUCCUUGGAGAAUUUUACCAUUUUCUUCCUCACCCUGAAGAGAUUUGGAAAUUAGUAGGUAACGUUUUGCAUGAAAAUUACUAAACAAUUUUUUCUUAUCUCUGAGUCCUUCUGUGGAGAAUUAAUAGGAGGUCGAAUGUGUACAUGGAUAAAAUGGAUUAUCUUAAAGGACUGAAGUUCCAAAAAUAUAUCGGCAAGACUGGACAUGCUUGAUAUAAUGAGAUUUCUAUUUAAGCCUGACUUCUGGAACUUUGAGUAAACUAAACUGAGCUACACAAGCUCUGGGAAGGACGUUUCUCUUCCAAAAUGUUCUGACUGCAUAUAGUAUUUUUCUUAGUCAAGUCUUUUGAAAAAGUGUAUUUAGUCAUCAAUUUCCUAAAGAGCAAAACUGUUAGACACUUAACAACUUUUAACAUAUGAAGUGGAAUAGAAAGCAGCAAUCUGAAUCCUACUGGAAAAUAAAUUAAAGAACCAGACACCAGGAAGUAAGAGGAGAAAUCUCUGCAUAAGCACUGGUAGAGAUGGCAGAAGCUCCCGCGGAUGCCUCAACUGUGGCUGCAACAACCAAGAAAAAGAAAAGUCUAUCCAUCGAGGAAAAGAUUGACAUCAUAAAUGCGGUGGAAAGUGGCAAGAAAAAAGCAGAGAUUGCAGCUGAGUAUGGAAUAAAGAAAAAUUCAUUGUCUUCUAUUAUGAAGAAUAAAGACAAAGUUCUAGAAGCUUUUGAAUCUCUGAGAUUUGAUCCAAAGAGAAAAAGACUGAGAACUGCUUUUUAUACAGAUCUGGAAGAAGCAUUAAUGAGGUGGUAUCGAAUUGCGCAAUGCCUAAAUGUACCAGUUAAUGGUCCAAUGUUGCGUCUAAAAGCUAAUGAUUUUGCCCAGAAACUGGGACACAGUGAUUUUAAGUGCAGCAAUGGUUGGCUGGAUCGCUUUAAAUCCAGGUAUGGUUUAGUAUUCAGAGCUCAACCUGUAGAAGCUACAGCUACACCUGUAGACCCUUCAACUGUCUGGUGUCAAAAUGUACUUCCUUAUUAUUUAAAUGAUUAUCAUCCUAAAAAUAUCUUUAAUAUAAAAGAGACUGGGUUGUUUUAUCGAAUGUUACCUACGAAUACGUUUGCAUUUAAAGGAGAAACAUGCUCAAUUGGAAAAUUAUGCAAAGACAGAAUAACUCUGGUGGUUGGGACAAACAUGGAUGGCUCAGAGAAACUUCCUUUGCUUGUCAUUGGGAAAAACAGAAAUCCACAUUGUUUCAAAGGCAUGAAAUCAUUGCCUGUGUAUUACGAAGCUAACAGAAAGGCAUGGAUGACCUCAGAAGUAUUCGAACAAUGGAUGCGGAAGCUUGAUGAAAAAUUUCAAGCUCAACAAAGAAGAGUGGUAAUUUUUGUUGAUUCUUUUCCUGCACAUCCAGAGGUAAAAGACCUAAAAUCCAUCGAGUUAGCAUUCUUUCCAUCAUGUUUAUCUUCCAAAUUUAUAGCGAUGAAACAAGGUGUUAUUAAAAGCCUUAAGAUCAAAUAUCGACAUUGUCUUAUCAAGAAAUUUUUAAGGUCUGUUGAAGACAGCAAAGAAUUUAUGUUUUCCCUACUAGAUGCAGUUGAUACAUUGCACCUCUGUUGGAGGACUGUAACCCCAGAGACUAUUAUUAAGAGCUAUGAAGAGGCAGGAUUCAAAUCCCAAAAGGGAGAAGGUGACACAUCAAAUGCAGAGACAGACAGUGGUCUUGAUUUGGUUGCCCAUGCUCUGGCGGCAGGGGUGGAGUUUCCUGAAGGUUUAUCUCUGGAGGAGUAUGCUGCCCUGGAUGAUGAUGUGGAGACGUGUGAAGCUGCAGCAAAUGACGAGUCAGUAGGCACAGAAGACAGUAAAUCGGACGAAACCGGAUUUUGUACUUCUGACGAAGAGGAUGACAGUGGAUCUGCAGGAACUGAACUCCCGUUGCCUUCAAAAAAUGAGGCACUAACUGCUUUAGAUACCCUGAAAAAAUUUCUCAGGAGUGAAGAUAUGAAUGAUCUGCUUCAUGAUUCUUUAGCAGACCUUGAGAAUUUUAUUAACUCUUUAUCAUCUAAAUAAUUAUUUAGUGAACAACAUCUGAAGUGUACUAGGUCUUCCUGAUGUGUUUUAUUCUAUAAGGUAUGUAAAGGGAAAAUACCACUUAAACAUAAAAAAUGAAAAACUUGUAGUCUUUGGUCUCAUUGCAAAAGUUUUUGGUCUGAAUAACAAAGCUCCCUAGGUAGUUUUUUUUUUUUUUUUUUCUGGGUAGAUUAAAUUAAAUAAUGAUUAAGUAAAUGAAAAAGUAUUAAUUUCUGUUUAGCUAACUUUUGGGGAGUGAAAAAAUAUAUUUCAGAGGCCUUGUACUUGAAACAUAGGGGUUAUAUGUAAAAAAUAAAAAGAAUUCCCCAAAUAUUUGAUUCAUACAGAUCUAAUUGGUGAUUGCUCUUUUCUAUUGUUUUCUUAAAUUCAGAUCAUGUUCUAGAAUAUUUUAAUUUAUCUACCUGGGCUAAGAAACAAAACAUCUAUAUAUAGCUUAAAUGUUUAUAAAGACAUAUCUAUGCCAGGUAGAUUCUAACUAGACUCUCAAGUAUCAAGUAUUAAUAAAGUAAUUUUAAAUUAUUUGUUUUCAUAGCUAGCUCAUCUUCCUAAUAAGAAAUUAUCAAAACCUACUGAAAAUAAAAUCUGGCCUAACAAUAUACCAAAAUGAUAAAAAUAUGUCUCACUGCUUUAAAGUUGUUUCUUUGUAAGGUUAAAUGGAAGACCAUAACCGUAUCUUUUUUUUUUUUGUCAUAAGAAUGUAUGGAUUCUUCCUAAGUAUUUUUUUUGUGUCUAUGUGUGUGUUUAAUAGAAAAAUACAUUACUAAAAUACUUAUUAAAUGCUUAUGAUAUUUAUAUUUUAAUAAGAUUACUCUUUAAAGGUAAAUAUAAAAUACAUAUGCAAUUAUUAAAAUUAAACAUCUUAAGUGGUCCUUAGAUAUUUUCUAAUUUUACCAGCUUAAGCUUUUAAUCUACAAAGUUUAUUUUCUUGAUUUUACUGAA